Molecule: messenger RNA, 1791 nt
Organism: Cuscuta epithymum
Lineage: Eukaryota; Viridiplantae; Streptophyta; Magnoliopsida; Solanales; Convolvulaceae
Source: the annotation of a GenBank genome assembly
CGAGCCCAUGCCACUCCGGCCCUCCCUUUAUUAACCUCUCUAGAUAUCUUCAACUCCCUUCGAUUCAACUUCGUACAAUACAAUACAAUUACGCACGUACGUAUAAUACGGCGAAUAGCACGACCUAAAAAUGCCUUCAAGGGUUGCAGAUAACCAACCAGCCUUUGUCCAAGUACAUAAACAAUUAGACCUCAACGCCGUCAAAGAAUUGCCGGAGUCUCAUGCGUGGACGACGUUGUCGUCGUCCGACACCUCCGCGGCUUCCACGGGGGAAUCGAUUCCGGUGAUCGACCUAGGCGGGGAGGAGAAGGGGGUGGCGGAGCUAAUAGGGCGUGCAUGCAAGACGUGGGGGGCAUUUCAGGUGGAAAACCACGGUAUUUCCCAAGAUUUGCUGGACCGUAUUGAGGCCGCCGGGAAAAGCCUCUUCUCCCUCCCCUUGCAUCAGAAGCUUAAGGCCUCUCGCUCCCCCGUAGACGGCGUUUCCGGCUACGGAGUCGCUCGGAUUUCGUCUUUCUUUCCGAAAGGAAUGUGGUCCGAAGGGUUCACCAUCGUCGGCUCGCCGCUCGAACAUGCCCGCCUUCUAUGGCCUCAUGACUACUCCACUUUCUGUGACACGAUUGAAGAGUACGAAAAAGAGAUGAUAAAGUUAGCGGGUAGAUUGACGAGGCUAAUUUUGGAAGCCAUAGGGGUUUCAGAUGAAGAACUGAAAUGGGCUAUUGGGUCCAAAAUGGAUCAGGCCGAAGGGAGGCGUUCGGCCAUUCAGCUCAACUCGUACCCGGCAUGUCCGGAUCCAGGCCGGGCCAUGGGCCUGGCGGAGCACACGGAUUCCACCCUCUUCACCAUCCUCCACCAGAACAACACCAGCGGGUUACAGGUUUUCCGGGAAGGAUACGGGUGGGUCGCCGUCCCGGCGAUCCCCGGGGCGUUGGUGAUCAACGUCGGAGACCUCCUCCACAUGCUCUCGAAUGGGGCUUACCAUAGCGUGCUCCACCGCGCAGUGGUGAACGGGAGCAGACACAGGAUGUCGGUGGCGUAUCUCUACGGCCCGCCGCCGGGGGUGAAGAUAUCGCCGCUGCCCAAACUGGUGGCGAACGGGGAGCCGCCCAUGUAUAGGGAGAUUGCGUGGAGCGAGUAUCUUGAUAUGAAAGCCAAACACUUCCACAAGGCGCUUUCUUACGUUCGGUUCUAAGAAACACAAUUAAUUUUCUUUUUUUGAAAGGAAAACCAUAAUUAAUCAUAGAGUUAAUUGUCUCUUUAGGACUAAAAGAGGAGCCGUGUUCAUAAAUAGGACCGAAAUUCGAAAGUAUGUUACAUAGGACCUAUAAUCAUGUACUCGGACAAAAACGCCCCCAUUCAAUUAUUACUCUGUAUUUGAGCAGUUCCGUGACCCUUGGUGCCGUUGCAGCUUGCCCCUGCCACGUCAGUGCCGCCUGCCACUGUCUCACCGGUGCCGGUUGCCGCUGUCUCGUCGGUGCCGCCUGACGUCAUCUCAUCGGCGCCGCCCUCGCCAAUACCGUCUUCGUCCAGCAUCUCCGCCGCAUCCAAACAAUGUCACCAUUCAUUGCCGCCCAACCACCACCGCCGCCACCAUCCUCAUAGCACCACCAUUGUGAACUUCAGGGCUGCCACAUCACCUCUGAGCAUGGUCGCCGCCGUUACAACUUCAGUCCCAGAAACUGCCAAAUUUUUGGCAAAUCUAGUCUAAAUUAAUUUCAAAUCUGCCAUGAACAAGGUUUUCAAAUUUGCCACAUAGUUGGCAGAUUAAUUUUGGAAUAAUAGUAGAAAACUGCC